UUUUUUUUUUUCCUUUUCAACUUUAUCAGAAAAGUUUAAUUUACUUCUAAACAAAGAAAAACCACAAUGUCUUACUCUACUGCUUGUUGUUCUAUUCCUCCAGUUUCUUCAAACUAUGAAGCUAUUGGUGUCAUGGAAAACGUUGGUGAUUUGGAAGUUUAUACCGUUGGUCCUGCUGAUGCCAAGAAAGCCAUUGUAGUCAUGUAUGAUAUCUUUGGUUUACAUCCCAAUACAAAACAGUUUGCUGAUCUUCUUGCCAAGUAUUGUAAAUACAAGGUAGUCAUGCCUCACUUUUUCAAAGGACAUGACUGUACAAUGGAAAUUCUUCAAGAUAGACCUCGUUUGAUGGAAUGGAUUGGUAAAUAUGGAUCUAUCGAAGUGAUUACUCCUCAACUCAAUAGCGUGGUAGAAUGGUUGCGAUCCAGUGGUAUUCAUAUUGGUGGUAUUGUUGGGCUUUGCUGGGGUGCUAAGAUUGCUGCUCAAUAUUCUGCUAUUGAUUCCCCUCGUUUCUUUGCUGGUAUUGUCAUGAUUCAUCCUUCUUUUGUUGACAACAAGGAUGCUGAAGUUGCAAGUGCUCCUGUUCUUGCUCUUCCUUCCAAGGAUGAACCUGAUAUGGUAUACCAAAAAAAAAAAGUUGAUAUGAGUGUAGUAGUUGUACUGAUGAAUCAUGUUGAUUUUAUGAUAGACUGAAUAUAUGGAUAUCCUCUACAAGAAACCUUUUGGCAAACUCUGCAAGCAUCACCGAUUUGAUGAUAUGGUCCACGGUUUUGUUGGUGCUCGUGGUGAUUAUACUGAUGAAUUGAACCGCAAACGUUCUACUGAAGCUAUUCAAUUGACCGUCAACUUCUUCAAUGAAUGCAUCUCUACCGCUACCCCAACUCUUUAGGUGAUUAUCUUUUUGUAAUUUGUAUUUUUUUUUAAUAAAUGUAUUUUUUUUAUUAUUUGUUCCUUCAAAAAAAAAAAAA
Halteromyces radiatus is the source of this 965-nucleotide messenger RNA. RefSeq lists its product as uncharacterized. Gene Ontology annotation, molecular function: hydrolase activity. The record is from RefSeq and is a predicted model, not a curated record. Bases 67 to 690 code for a protein of 207 amino acids. The transcript is spliced from 6 exons. Lineage: Eukaryota; Fungi; Mucoromycota; Mucoromycetes; Mucorales; Cunninghamellaceae.